AUGGUCGGCUGGGACGGCCCUGAAGAUCCCCUGAACCCUGCCAAUGCAACUGUUAGGCGGAAACUAUUUAUGACUUUUUUGGUAUCUCUCAUUGCUAUCUCUGUUACAGCAGCGUCUGCAAUUGAUGCUUGUGGCGUGCUACAAUACAGUGAAGAUUUUGGUGUAACUGACGUGGUUGGAUCUCUAGCAACAGGUCUCUUCCUUGUCGGGUUUGGUGCCGGGUCACUCCUCUCAGGCCCAUUCUCCGAGACAUUUGGACGGAAUGCAGUUUAUCUCAUAACGAUGCUUCUUUUCUUGAUUUUCAUCAUGGCCUCCGCGCUCGCCCCAAAUCUCCACAGCCAUCUUAUCUUCCGGUUCUUUGCAGGGUUCUUUGGGUCGACUCCCCUAAGCUGCGCUGGAGGAACAGUCGCUGACCUCUGGGAUCCAGCACAAAAGGCAUAUGCAUUUCCCGCCUAUGCAAUCCCAGCGUUCUCAGGACCAAUGAUUGGCCAAAUUAUCGGUAGCUAUAUUCCACAAACACUGGGGUGGCGCUGGUUGGAAUGGAUCAUGCUGAUUAUGGGGGGCGUGAUCCUCAUCAUUGUUCUUCUCCUUCAACCCGAAACAUACGGAAGCCUUCUCUUGCACUGGAAGGCGAAGAUCCUUCGCAAGGAAACUGGUGAUAAACGAUAUCGAGCACCGAUUGAAAUGAAGCGUGAAAGUUUGGGACGUCGUCUCUUGACGUCUGUUUACCGCCCAUUUAUCUUGUUUUAUUCCGAGUUGAUUUUGAUCUUGAUGUCGCUAUAUCUGACGGUGGUUUAUAUCGUCCUAUUCACUUUUCUGGAGGGCUACACAUUCAUCUUUGCCGACACAUACGGAGUAUCGCAAGGAAUUACUAAUGUCGCCUGGGCCGGUAUGCUAUGUGGGAUUCUCCUGGUGACGUGUAUCGUCCCAUUAGUAUACUCGUGGACGGCAAAGGAGUACCGGAAAACUUCCACAAUUGUGCCUGAAACACGGCUUUGGUAUGCGAUGCUCGGAGGUGCUCCCGCUGUCCCAAUCAGUUUAUUCUGGAUGGGAUGGACUUCCAACUCAUCCAUCUCGAUUUGGUCUCCGCUCAUUGCUUCGGCUCUUUUUGGAUAUGGCAUUACGACAAUUUUCAUUGUCGCUUACAUGUAUGUCAUUGACUCUUACGGAGUGUAUUCGGCGUCGGCUCUGGGAUUCCUGGUCUUCACACGUUAUGUUGUUGCGGGUGGUAUGACGGUUGCUGGAGUCCCGAUUUACCGUUCUAUCGGAGUCCAGUAUACCUUGACGAUAUUGGGAUCGAUUAGUGGAUUGAUGGCAUUUAUUCCUUAUUUGCUUUUUAUCUAUGGACCCAAGAUUCGGAAGUACAGCAAGUAUGCUGUGAACACUGACAAGCAGUGA
Penicillium cosmopolitanum is the source of this 1398-nucleotide messenger RNA. RefSeq names its product MFS transporter. The record is from RefSeq and is a predicted model, not a curated record. Bases 1 to 1398 code for a protein of 465 amino acids. NCBI's taxonomy places the organism in Eukaryota, Fungi, Ascomycota, Eurotiomycetes, Eurotiales, Aspergillaceae. The transcript is spliced from 3 exons. Gene Ontology annotation, molecular function: transmembrane transporter activity. Gene Ontology annotation, biological process: transmembrane transport.